AUGGAGAAGAAUUUAAACGGAAGAUUUCUGGGUUUCUUUCUGUGGUGCAGCGUUAUACGCCGAAACGAAGAUGUCAUGACUGUGUGGGUCCCUAUCUCACCUGCAGCAGUCGUGCCGUUUUCGUCUUCAGCUAGGGGACUGUGUGGCGUUUCUAAAGCCCACUUGAAAUGUAACCAAGGCCCAAUACUACGGGCUUCUUUCACUUUCAAUAAAAUUUUGGAGAAGAGCAGAUUCAUGGCGAUCCCCGUAGCUAAACUUAUGAUAUCGGUCUUCAUGCUUCUCUCAGCUUCUUCUGCGACCACGGAAGUACCUUUCAUGCUUGUCCACAAGAAAGCGAGUCUUAACAGACUCAAAUCUGGCGCCGAGCACGUUUUGGUUUCCAUCGACAUCUACAACCAAGGGUCCUCGUCAGUUUUCUCCUUCUCCCUUUAUUUCCGAUUCUGA
This is a messenger RNA of Arabis nemorensis, 444 nucleotides long. The record is from the annotation of a GenBank genome assembly. Lineage: Eukaryota; Viridiplantae; Streptophyta; Magnoliopsida; Brassicales; Brassicaceae.